Messenger RNA from Enhydra lutris kenyoni (northern sea otter), 807 nucleotides. RefSeq names its product POP7 homolog, ribonuclease P/MRP subunit (gene POP7). The record is from RefSeq and is a predicted model, not a curated record. Gene Ontology annotation, biological process: tRNA 5'-leader removal. The coding region runs from base 175 to 597 and encodes 140 amino acids. Gene Ontology annotation, cellular component: nucleus; nucleolar ribonuclease P complex; ribonuclease MRP complex. Gene Ontology annotation, molecular function: nucleic acid binding. The transcript has 2 exons. Lineage: Eukaryota; Metazoa; Chordata; Mammalia; Carnivora; Mustelidae.
AAGGCGAUUCGUGGCUCGCGGGGACAGGCGCGCGUGCGCACUGCGCCGCCCUUCCCGGAGCCCGGAUCCCGGAUCCCGGAUCCCGGAUCCCGGAUCCCGGAGUCGUCCCGGCGCCCGCGAUCUCGCGAUCUUCCAAAGCGCCGCGUUUCUUCUCUUCCUGGGUGGGCGCACAGCAUGGCGGAAAACCGAGAGCCCCGCGGGGCCGUCGAGGCUGAGCUGGACCCGGUGGAGUAUACCCUUCGGAAGCGGCUCCCCCACCGCCUGCCCCGGAGGCCCAAUGACAUUUACGUCAACAUGAAGACUGACUUUAAGGCCCAGCUGGCCCGCUGCCAGAAGCUGCUGGACGGAGGGGCUCGGGGUCAGAACUCAUGCAGUGAGAUCUACAUUCAUGGCCUGGGCCUGGCCAUCAACCGUGCCAUCAACAUUGCCUUACAGCUGCAGGCGGGCAGUUUCGGGUCCUUGCAGGUGGCUGCGAAUACUUCCACCGUGGAGCUGGUCGAUGAGCUGGAACCAGAGACUGAUACACGAGAGCCUCUGACCCGCAUCCGCAACAACUCGGCCAUCCACAUCCGGGUCUUCAGGGUUGCACCCAAGUAGUGGAAACGAGGAUGGCCACCUUACCCGCCCACCCUCACAUAACUAGGCUCAGAUAUGGCUCUUCUUGUACAGAGGACUCUGAAUUGAGAGGGAGAGUAUUGUCUCUUGUUGGGCCCAAGCAGUGGGUCUUCCCAGUCUUUGUGGUCUGUAACCAUCGUCCUAGGCAAUAAAAACUACCAAGUUGUGUUAGCAUGCAGCCACCCCACUGCC